CCGCGCAUGCGCAACAGCAAUUAAGCCUGACAGCCGAUCCAGUGCAGCAUUCCAGUUUCCAAACGCACAGGAGCGCCGCUUUCUCCAUCGCGCUGCCCCAUCCAGACAUUUACACCGGUGGGAACACGCUGUUAAAAAAACAAGCCCUCAAACAUGUCUGUGGGAAAUGACUUUGGAAACCCUUUAAGGAAAUUCAAACUCGUCUUUCUUGGGGAGCAAAGCGUGGGGAAGACUUCCCUGAUCACACGCUUCAUGUACGACAGCUUUGACAACACAUAUCAGGCGACAAUUGGAAUCGACUUCCUGUCAAAAACCAUGUAUUUGGAGGACAGAACGGUUCGGUUGCAGUUGUGGGACACUGCAGGCCAGGAACGUUUUAGGAGCCUUAUCCCGAGCUAUAUAAGAGACUCCACUGUAGCUGUGGUGGUGUAUGACAUCACAAAUGUGAAUUCAUUCCAACAAACUACCAAAUGGAUCGAUGAUGUGAGAACGGAGAGAGGAAGUGAUGUCAUCAUAAUGCUGGUGGGAAAUAAAACAGAUCUGGCAGAUAAGAGGCAAAUCACGAUUGAGGAAGGCGAGCAGCGGGCCAAAGAGCUGAGUGUGAUGUUUAUCGAGACCAGUGCCAAAACGGGCUACAACGUCAAACAGCUGUUUCGACGCGUGGCAGCUGCCCUUCCAGGAAUGGAGAGCAUGCAGGAGACAAGCAAAGAAGGCAUGAUUGACAUUAAAUUGGACAAACCACAGGAACCUCCAACUACUGAGGGCGGCUGUUCCUGUUAAUAGCUCACAUCUGAUUUACAGCAUCAUCAACUACACCACAUGCUUGUUGUGUUGCUUCCUCUUGGUUAGCUUCCAGUUGUGUUUUCAGAUUGGAUAUUUGGCCUUCCCAUCUGACUUUUAGUCACUGGUUGGAAUCAGUGUUAUAUCAGUUUCAAUUGUAAAAUAGUAUACUUUAGUAACAAAAUUGCCAAAAAUCCUAAAAAUUCGAAAAGUAAAGGGCAAAAAUCAACAAAAAUGUCGACUAUGUCUAACAUGUAUACUUUUUGAAAAUGUAGAGACGUAGGUUUUUUCUCUUUGUUUUGUAUUUUUGUAUACAAGGAUGAGGACUAAAUCAGAUGCAGACAAGAAAUUCUAUAAUUUUGCCAUAAAAAGCUGGAUUAGGGCAAAGAGUUCAAAAGCAAGAGGGAAAUUCAAACAACAAAUAACCCAGAAAAUACGGCAAACAUGCAUGUUAGCUAUUUUUAAAAGUAUCAUCUCAAUCUUGCUGGCUACUGUGCACAAGAUUAUGUGAAUGCAUACUUUUUUUGUGACUCAACGCAAUUCAUUAAAUCAACU
Molecule: messenger RNA, 1335 nt
Organism: Rhinichthys klamathensis goyatoka
Lineage: Eukaryota; Metazoa; Chordata; Actinopteri; Cypriniformes; Leuciscidae
Gene: rab6ba
Product: RAB6B, member RAS oncogene family a
Exons: 8
Coding region: 154-780 (208 amino acids)
Molecular function (GO): GTPase activity; GTP binding
Source: RefSeq, a predicted model, not a curated record